GACACUUGACGGACGAGCAUCUCCUGCACUUCCUGCAAAGGUGUCGCCUGGGACUCCGCCCCAACGGGAUCGUCGUCAUUAAGGACAACAUGGCCCAAGAGGGGGUCAUCAUGGACGAAGUGGACAGUAGCGUCUGCCGGGACCUGGAGGUGGUUUGCAAGAUCAUCCGGCACGCGGGGCUGAAUCUCCUGGCCCAGGAGAAGCAGGAGAACUUUCCAGACGAGAUCUACCACGUCUACACCUUAGCCAUGAGGUGAAAGGGAUCCAGCAAGGGUCCCCGUGGGGCCCCAGGACAAACCACGGCUGCCCAGCGGUCCAGGAGGAAGGGCCAAGCGGCGAGAUCGGCUGGGUGGGGUCUUCAAGAAGUGGGGAGCAGGGAGGGAAAUGAGGCGGUUGGGUUCCCUGGGUGGCAAAAACAGACUGGGAGAGGGGAAGUAAAGGUAAGCCAGAUUGUAGUGUCCUAUGUUGGUUUGUUAUGAUGGUUGGAAAAAAAAAAGAAAUCCAAAGAAUACACCUUGUAUGGUGCAGGCGAGUUGCAGAAUUGAAUCUCUAGAAUCUGC
Messenger RNA from Thamnophis sirtalis, 560 nucleotides. NCBI's taxonomy places the organism in Eukaryota, Metazoa, Chordata, Lepidosauria, Squamata, Natricidae. The record is from RefSeq and is a predicted model, not a curated record.